AUGUAGAGCAUCCUGGAUUUCUAUGAGCUUGCCCCGGGUCUCAUUUCUUUCCCUGAAGCUUGAGGUUAAAUAUUGAAAUGUCAGGACUAGAAGAAGGACUGGGGGCUCAAGAUGAAAUAAGAGAAAGAAGAUCAGAUUUGGAGAACUCAGAAGAUGAGAGACGGAGAUCAAAAAUUGCCCAUCUCAAGAAGAAGGCAAUAAAUGCUUCGAAUAAGUUUACUCAUUCUCUUAAGAAACGAGGAAAAAGGAAAAUAGACUACAGAGUUCCUUCUGUUUCCAUAGAGGAUGUACGAGAUGCAAAAGAGGAGAGUGCCGUUCAUGAAUUGCGUCAAAAACUCCUUGACAAGGAUUUGUUGCCACCUAGGCAUGAUGACUAUCAUACUUUGCUGAGAUUCUUGAAAGCUAGAGAAUUUAACAUUGAAAGAACGAUCCAGAUGUGGGAAGAAAUGCUUAAUUGGAGAAAGGAAUAUGGAACGGACACAAUUCUGGAGGACUUUGAAUUCAAAGAGCUGGAGGAUGUCUUACAAUACUACCCUCAAGGAUACCAUGGAGUUGAUAAGGAAGGAAGGCCAGUUUACAUUGAGAGACUUGGGAAAGCUCACCCCAGUAGGCUUAUGCGUAUCACCACAAUAGAUCGCUACUUAAAGUACCAUGUCCAAGAGUUUGAAAAGGCUCUACUUGAGAAAUUCCCUGCUUGUUCAAUUGCAGCAAAGAGACGGAUCUGUUCGACAACAACGAUAUUAGAUGUACAGGGCUUGGGUAUGAAAAAUUUUACUCGAACUGCUGCAAAUCUUGUGGCUGCCAUGGCUAAGAUAGACAAUAAUUACUACCCUGAGACACUACAUCGAAUGUUUGUUGUCAAUGCCGGUCCUGGUUUCAAGAAGAUGCUUUGGCCUGCUGCACAAAAGUUCCUUGAUCCAAAGACAAUAUCAAAGAUACAGGUGCUGGAGCCCAAAUUCUUAUGUAAACUUCUGGAAGUCAUUGACUCAAGUCAACUGCCUGACUUCUUGGGUGGCUCUUGCACAUGUGCUACUGAUGGUGGGUGCCUGAGGUCUAAUAAAGGUCCAUGGAAUGAUCCUGAAAUAAUGAAGCUUGUGCAUAAUGCGGAAUCAAUAUUUGUGAGGCAAAUCACCAGAAUAGUUAAUGACCAACAGAAACUCGACUCAUAUAUUCAGAUACGCCCUCUGAAGGGGAGAGGUAGUGAUACAAUGACAGUAGAAUCAGGAUCAGAUGUUGAUGAUCCUUGUUCUCCAACAGGACAAAGGAGCUCUUCAUUUCCACGAUUGGCCCCUGUUCAUGAAGAAGCCAGGGCAUCAGAUCCCAAUUCUUAUUACAGCUGUGAUGAUCAUUUUGGUCUGGUUGAUGAAGCUACUGGCUACGAUCAGGAAGUGGGACAUACUCAGGGCCAAUCGCUUAAUGAUAUGGGAAAUUCUUCUAGUGGGAAAAUAUCAAAUUCAGGAGGUAUUCCAGUCAACCGAAGGUCCAAUACUGUCAAGGAAAAGGUGGAGAACAGGAAUUUUCAGUUUUUGGCAAGAAUGCUGAUAUCUUUCCUGGUUAGGCUGGUUGCAUUUAUUCGUAGUUUUCCCUUUGAAUUUUGGAGAAGGCAGAGCAACAUUUAUCCAUCUAAUGUGAUGGAAGACAACCAAAACAGCUGUUCAGGAGCUGACGAAACUGUCUACAAAGAAGACCCUAUCCUUCCAUGCAUACAGCGCCUUCAGAGCAUAGAGAAAAAAUUUGAGGAACUUAGGAACAAGCCUGCUGAAAUUCCUUUUGAAAAGGAGCAAAUUCUUCUUGAAUCUUUGGAUAGAAUCAAGUCUGUUGAGUUUGACCUUGAGAAAACAAAGAGAGUACUUCAUGCUACAGUGAUGAAGGAACUUGAGAUUGCUGAGCUUCUGGAGAAUUUACGACAGUCUAAGUUUCGAGUAAGUCGCUUCACAAAACUUCCCCUUUGUCCACUGAGAAUUCUCACUCAAUGUGUUUUUUUGUUUUGUUUUUUCAUCUUUUGUUUUCCAUUUGUUAUUUUUUUCCCCUCCCUUUUGUUUUUCGUUUUCCACUUUUUGUCUGUCAUUUUGUUUGUUUUUCGGUCUUAGAUUCUACAAAUUUGUGCAUCAGCCAAGGCAUUCUAUUAUGCCUCAGGGUGUCCUUCGUGUGGGAGUAGUAUUAAUGCUAAUUUAUGUACCACCAGAAAAUCAAAAUAUGGGGAGGGCAAUAGAAAUAGAUUUAAAAGCAAUAGAAAUAGAAAUAUUCAUACUGCUAGUAUUGAAAACUCAAGCUCCAUUUAAAAAGGAAAGUGAAAAAAGAAAGAAAAGGCAUGUGCUGUAACUAAGCUUUAAAGGUCCCAAAUGUUUGUAAAAACAUAUUUGAUGCAUCCACUAAUAGUUCAUACAACCAUUUUUACAAUGAAUUCUUACAAUGGUGAGAAUACUUGUUGCAGCGAAGAAGGCUCUUCUGUUAAGUGGUUGAGAUAGACUGUGAAUGAGCUACAUGUGCAUAUUGGAGUUACCCGUGAUGACAAUGCAGAAAAGUAUGUAAUUCUGGAGGAGUCACGCAGAAAAGUAUGCUAUUCUGGAGGCGUCAUUAUUAGUAGUCCAUACACGAGCACUGCCACUUGGCACACCUUUUUUUCUUCUUUCUUCAACUUGUUUUCGUUUUCUCUUACAGGAAGUACUUAACAGAAAUUACAGUUACAACUGUUGCGGGUCUUUACCCCGCACAGAUUUGAGAUAAUGUAGAGAAGGAAAAGUUAAUGCAAUGUUAUUGCAGUCCGGCA
Vitis vinifera (wine grape) is the source of this 2770-nucleotide messenger RNA. Its product is annotated as phosphatidylinositol/phosphatidylcholine transfer protein SFH13. The record is from RefSeq and is a predicted model, not a curated record. The transcript has 13 exons. Bases 78 to 2090 code for a protein of 670 amino acids. Lineage: Eukaryota; Viridiplantae; Streptophyta; Magnoliopsida; Vitales; Vitaceae.